CGACUACUGCGACUACGGUACAGUGGCGGCCGCCGCGUCAUCGGCGGUGCCAAAAUCAAUAAUCAGUAUUGUUUAUCGAUUUUUUUCCCUGCGCUCAACCGUCGGCGAAGCCGCGCGCGUUUCCCGUACAAGUCGCCCCCGUGCAGUGUGCGUAUAACGCGUGUUCAUGCUCCUGCCUCGCCGACAGCUUAUUUUCGCCGCGCCGACCAGUCCGCCGCUCAUACGUCCCGUGCAGCAGCCACCGUACACGCAUCGCCGCCGACGCCGUCGCCGUCAGCAGCUGCCGGACCCGUCGUCGUAGCCGCGCGCCAGCGUACUAGUUGGCGUUGUGGAUCCGUUGCCGGACGAAAGGCCAGCGACCGCAGCCGAUGAUGGGAACGCUGUGGUAAAAAGCUCGUCCAUAAACCGGUUUCCGACGAAGCUUUAUAUACCAGCUAUAAUUUAUCUAUAACACUAUAAGCAGAGUAUAAUAUUAUAUCAAGCUUCUGCAGUGGACUUACAUCAUGCAUAGAUAGUAUUUCGGUUACCACCGGCAUUAUGUCCAAUAUGGCAAAUGCUGAAAACUACCAAUUGAAAUGGCAUAGUCACGGUGCUCAUUUACAUUCGACAAUUGCAACGUUACACGGCACCACGGCGUUCACCGACGUGACCCUAAGUACGACUGAUGGCCGCAACGUGUCGGCACACCGUUUCGUAUUGUCGGCCUGUAGCGCGUACCUGAACCAGGUGUUCCAGAGCUGCCUGUCCAACAACCUGGUAAUAGUACUGCCGGCCGACAUCAGUUACCGUACACUUUGCAUACUGCUCCAGUACAUGUACAGCGGUGAGGCGACGGUCACCAACAGCCAGUUGGACCGGGUGCUUAAGGCCGGGGAAGUGUUGAGGGUGAGAGGGCUGUGCCGGAGCAACGAGAACACCGUGGGCGUGGUGCCCAGACAGCAGACGCCCGACAACAAGGACGACAAGUCAAAGCAGAAGUCCAAAGGUGACAUGCCGCUAUCGGUGUUGUCUGACGGAAACGAGAACAAGGAAAAUGAAAAGGACAAAGACAACGAUGACGGCGAGGUGAAGAAAGAAAAUUCUGAAAACGAAGACCCCAUGCACAAUGCAUUACAGCUGGAGAUCACCGUCAAGGAAGAACCGUUGGAAUGGAACGACAGUGAUCGAACUGAAAUGACCAUUCAACCGGAACUGUAUUCCAAUUACGACGAUGAUGACGAGGAAGCUGAUUCUGAUUAUUAUGCUCCAUUGACAUGCGAUAUGUGUCAAGAAACAUUUCGAACGCCAGCCCUUUGGGUUAGACACAUACAAACUCAUGAAUUAGGCUCAAUUACCGAUUUACCAAAAAGAAAACGGAGAAAAACCACAGAUGAAGAUGACGGAGGUGAGUUACCCCCUUUACGUUGUGAACUAUGCCAACAAGAGUACCAGACACCUGGAGAUUGGGUGCGACACAUUCAAAGUGCACAUACAGAAGAACAGCUGGCCAUUACAAAUAGUUUAGCGAGUGGUGGAUCGGGCAUAUUACCUUCAGCCAAAAGACCGCGGCCGAGAAUAAUGAAUGGCCGUAAAGUGUGUCCAACUUGUACAAAGACAUUUCCGUCACAUGCGAGCAUGUUGAUACAUAGUCGGACGCACACAGGUGAACGGCCAUACCAAUGCGGUGUCUGCAAUAAAGGUUUUAAUGUAAAAAGUAAUUUACUGAGACACAUGAGAACAUUGCACGAUACAGUUAUAAGUCCUAAUGCCAUGGUCGAAUACUGUAAUGCCCAAGACGAAGUACCCCCUACAACAUAAAAAUAUUAAAUUUGACAUAAUUGUUUAUAAAUUUAGAUUACAUUUUUACUUUUUUGGUCUAACUUAUUUUUAGAGAGUUCAUGAAUAUACUCAAUUGCUAAUUGCAUAAUUGAAUUUACAAAUCUAUUUUACAUGGAAACUUUCUAACUUAAUUUACUUUCCUUAAAAUAUUUCAAUUUUUAUCGACAGCUUAUACGUCAUGUAUAUCGAUAACGAGCUCCUUUAAAAUUUUACUUCCAAUUUACUUAUGAGACAAUUUACAACACAUGAGUGUUGUACAAAAUUAUACCAAAUUCAUACUGUUUUAUAUGAAAUAAUGUUACUUUUGUUUUAGUGCAUCGCUUCUUAUCUUUCCAGCAUUUUUUUUUUUUAACUUUUACUGAAGUAUAUCAUAGUUUUGAUACUAGUACAAAAUAAGCAGAUGUUAAGAAAUAAAAUUUAUUUUUCAACAAUGAUAAAACGAUCAUUGUCUUCCUGCAUAUAUUGAAUUAUAUUAUAUUGUGUAAAAUCCUAAUAAAAUGUAUAUAGUGAUGUAAAAAUAAUUAGGAUCUCAUUCCAUUUUACAUUAUUUUCAAAGAUUUUCUACUUAUAGCAAAUAUUUAUUAUAUUUAUCCCAAAUCCCAAUAAUAAUGUGAAAUUGUAAUAUUAAAAGUGUACUUUUAUUAUAUGCUCAGUAAUUCAAUAAUUAUUGUUAAUUACUAUACAUUACAUUUCUUUCAGUACUUUAUUUUUUACGAUCUUAUAAUGUUGUAAAUAUUUAAUAGAAAUAAAUGAAAAUAAAAAUAUUAAAA
Messenger RNA from Acyrthosiphon pisum (pea aphid), 2588 nucleotides. Its product is annotated as zinc finger protein 774. Lineage: Eukaryota; Metazoa; Arthropoda; Insecta; Hemiptera; Aphididae. Gene Ontology annotation, molecular function: protein binding. Gene Ontology annotation, biological process: regulation of transcription by RNA polymerase II. The coding region runs from base 538 to 1797 and encodes 419 amino acids. The record is from RefSeq and is a predicted model, not a curated record. Gene Ontology annotation, cellular component: nucleus. The transcript is spliced from 5 exons.